ACUUCGGGGGGGGGGAUUUUUUUUUUAAAGAGUAGUUCAUGUUUGAUUGUUACUCUUGAUAAAUGCAACGUAGGUUGUAUUCAUUUAACUUGCGUGUUUACUUUAAAGUUAAAUAGAUAGAGGCAUAUAUGCAUGUCAUAUUACUUCUGCUUGACAUAUCUACAUUUUAAAAAAAACAAAAAAACUUUUUAUUAGGAUGAAAAAAUCACUAAAAUGUACGCGGUGCAUAAAAAUCGGUUGGAGAUAAAUACAUUGACUAUUCACAUGAGGAAAGUGGUGAUUCUAUUACUUUUGUGCUGUUGCCUAAGACAGGCAUUUUCUGGUAUACCUUUUAUUCAUUGUGUUGUAGUUGUUAUUUUUUUUUUGCACUGGCGGAAAAAAAAUGUCAUAUAUAUUUCUAUGGUUAAUAUUUCCUUUCUGUUAAUCAGGCUAUUUAACUGGUGAAUUUUUUCUGAAAUAAUUAAUUUCUUUUUUUUUUACAUUUAUAAGGCAUAUUUUUUUUUUAAAUAUUAAGAUUUAAUAUAAAAUAAUAUAUUUUUUAAAUUAUAUUUUUUGGCACAAAAUCAUUUGCGAAUAAAUAUGUUAGUUUAUUUUAAUAUAAAGGAAUAUACAUAAUUAAUAUAAUUAUGCACUAUUUUGGAUUAUACAUUAUUAUAACAAAUUAUUCCCCCUUCCUCACUGUAGUUAGGAUCAAAUUGUUUAAAUCCGAGCCAUUCGGAGCAGCUUAUGGAUCGAUAAGACUCUCACUGAAACAAAAGCUAAGUCUAGAAUGUGCGAUUGAGUCUUCUUCUGGUCAGCAGUACGUGGCACGUAUCACAAACGAGGAGGGCGUUGUGCUUGCAAGCAGAAGAGAUACCAAUGAUUCCAUUCUCACACAUACUAUACACCAAGUGGCGUGCCACGAUAUAGGAUCGUUAACUUGUGAGCUUGAGGAUCAAAGUAAGAGUGAAUUGAUCACUUCGACACUUUACUUAAUGGUGGAAAAUUGUGAGUAUUUUACAGUUAUAAAUUAAUGAUAGAAAAUUGCAAAAAUAAUAUAGUUAUGACUUAAUGGUAGACAAAGUAUUGUCAGGACUAAAUAUUUGACAAUUUUGAGUACAGCAUAUCAUUGCAUUUAAAGUAGACAACCGUAAGUGUAUUUUAUGACUUAAUGGUAAGCAGCACCCCGGCAGGACAGGUGAUCUUUCUCUGAUGCCUCCUAACUCGCAUAGUCAAGGUUGGGUUUGGCUGUCUCAGGGGCGGAAUGCCCCAAGCGUGCCGCUUCGCGGCCGUAUGGAAUUAAAAAAACCACCAAGGGAGUGUUUGAAGGCCAGUUGGAUUAGCCGGGUAAGGCACUAGGGAAGACUUUAUGAGCUUCGGCUUGUUAGUUUGUUGAUUUGCUUAAGUAAGUUGGUUAAUUGUGUUGUGUAUUGCGUUAAUUAAAAGAGUGAAUCCAGUUGAUGAAACAAAUCUAUUCUGACUUGUAUGUUUUCCCACAAUCGAUUCACUUUUGUUGCAUAAAAUCUAAACUUGGUAGGACUUACACAAUUAACAAUACAGUGCCAUUUAAAUAGAGUUUGCUGUGCAAGGCCACUUACAAUAUGAAAUAUAUGUCGCCGACCAGUUAGACCCACUUAAAAAAAAUGCCCGCAGCGUACAUUACGCUUUAAUUACGGUUACAAAGAUUGCAAACAUUGAACAUAACUGAUGAAUGUAGGAAACUAGACAAAAACAACUGAUUUAAAAAAUGCAAGAAAAACAAGAUACUGAUCAUCAACUCCGGGGAUUAUUUCAACCAGAACAAACGUUUGAAUUAUUACAAUGGAAAGAUGUGCAUGAUUUUUUUCUUAAUUUUAAAACUAAAUUAAAUUAAUGUAUUCGUCACUAAAAAAAAACAAAAAAACCUCUACAUAUUUGUGCUAUGUAGGAGCGACAAAUAAAAUUAACAUGAGGUAACAAUCAUUUGGAUUUUGUUUAUAGUGUGUUACUUGAAAGAAAUGUUUUGCCAAGUAAUUUUAGUAGAUAGGAAGUUCACACGUUGCCGCUGAAUUGUAAGGUAGGUUAUUGCAGGUGUGUAUAUAAUUAUCCAGCUCAAUUUCACUAAAGUUAUUUUAAAUAUUUUCUAAUUUUUUUUUUGUUGAAUUUUCAACAUCACAAAUAAGGAAAUAAAACUCCAAAUUUGAUAGAUUUAUUCUGAAUGAAGUGCGUAAACUGUAUUGUAUUAUUAAAAGAAAAUGAAUUAAAUAUAUUUUAAUACAUUGUGGAGAGUUCGAACCUGUGUGCGACAGGGGGGGGGGGGGGGGGGGGAAACCUCACUGCGGGGUAACCGACCAACAGAUCAGCGUUUGCAGCUCUAACACCGUGACGACGCUAUUUCGAACGCUCGUUGUGGUUGGGUGAUGGCCAGUUAAACGGCAUUGGGCGUUAGAACAGAUUUUAGUGUCAGCCCGGACCUGCCGAGGGGGGAGGGGCUGACCAACCGACCAAUUGUUGUAGCUUGGCAGAUAACGUCGUGGCGAGGCUGGCUAUUAUGUGAGUCCAGUGGUCAGUUAACGUCCAAUUAAAAGACAGGGGGCGAGCUAGAAGGACAUUAAAUGACUGAGAUUUGGGAUUAAGAUAAAAGACCUGGGAAGAAAUCUCUAUGGGCUCUGGACUAAUAAAUAGGGACACUGGACAGGAUUGGACAGAACGCAGACGGACAGGGGAAGUGGACAGUCUAGGGAGAGCUACGCCGGGCGGAGGGCGAGCCGGACAGUCUACUGGACAGGAGUAAAAUACAUGCAGAGUUGCGAGAUGAGAGAAAGUACGAGCGAAAUAUCAGCCCAAUAAAAAGAGCAAGAUUAUAACCAUCAAAGUGUUAUUACCUGAAUGUUGGCGAGAGACAGAGCGAACGAGGUUACCAUCCACAUAAAGUAGAUAGAGGAACGAGGCCUGACCCCCGAUGUCCUUGCACUAUUUGUAAUAAUUAUGUAGUAACUUUAUUAAACCAAUUUCAAUAUAUAAAUAUAUAUGUAAAGACAUAUAUAGAUAUGUAUAUGUUACAUAUAGAUUUAUAUAUAGAUAUAUUCCUUUGUUCUUUAGGUUUACCCAGAACAUGCAAGGGCUCCAAGCCCGAUUUGAAAAUGGUUGUCCCACACCAUAGCAACGGUUCCUUGUCGUUGUGCGUCAUUGCCGACACGAGUCGCUUCAUAGACAUGAAGGUGUACAUCAACGGAGAGAGGUUGAAGCUCACCGACCAGCACUUCAAGUACAGAUUUGACGUUGAAAGGAACGAGCCGUCCUUCAUCCACUACACCGUCCACCUUAUUGUCCUAAACGUGGCUACGGCAGAUUACGGAACAUACAUCAUCACGGCAACCACAGGAGGAGAUUACGCUAUAACUUAUACGGCCCAGAUUGAUGGAGUAGGUAUGAACUCCUUUGGCCCCUGCAUUUUAUGUAUUUAAUUAAAAAUUGAACAAUGCAUUAACUUACACGACAUACUGUUCUAAACUGACUAAAUUGCAAACUGCGUCUGAUAACUUCCCGAUGGACAAAAAAAAAAAAAAGAAAAACAUUCAAUUAAAAAAAAAGAAUAUUUUAUUAAAAAUUGAACAAUGAAUUAACUUACACGACAUACUGUUCUAAACUGACUAAAUUGCAAACUGCGUCUGAUAACUUCCCGAUGAAAAAAAAAAAAAAAAAAGAAAAACAUUCAAUUAAAACAAAAGAAUAUUUUAUACUAGUUAUAGCUCGCCAACCAUUGGCGACAGCAAUGAGUUAACUUCCCAUUACUCAAGUUACUUGACAAACACGAACCUGAAACAAUGCAAACUUCAGAAUUCUUGCUACAUCACUCCCCCGAAAAAUUAAAUGUUUCAUUUUGACUUGGAUAACAGAGUAGCUCUUAAGUUUAAUGUCCUUGAAUGUUUAGGCUUGACCAUCGGUUCUUAAGCGUUGGGUCAUGAACCCUUUGGGGGGUCAAACGACCCUUUGACAGGGACUGUCUAAGGCAAUCGGGAAACAUAUUUAUUAAUUAGCGACAAAUAAAAAAAAGAAAUUUUUAUGGUUGCGUAACCAUAACAUAAGGAACUGUAUUACGGUGUUGAGGCAUUAGGAAGUUUGAGAACCACCAGACUAGAGAAAUACCUUAUAAUAACCAUAAAAAAUAGGUGGAGAAAUAAAAGCUUGACAGAGCGUUCGGUAAAAAAAUGAAUUGCUCAAAUCCACAAAGCGCACAAUAAGCACAAUAUCCAGUGCGCGACAUUUAUUAGUGAACUCCCAGGCAUGACGGUUACAUUUUGAAUUAUACUUUAAAAAAAAAUAUAUUAACAAUUUGCAAUGCAUAGUCAACUAUAUAAUCCAUAAAGAAUUAAAGGAUGAGUUCUUUUCUCAUUUGUUUUUCAUAUUUUGCUCAAACUCACUACAACAUCAUAUAAUUUGUUUUUUCCUCUUCAAUAUUCUGUUAUGUUCACUGUUCUUUGCUUAUCAAUGUUUUUUACAAACUCAACUUUUGUAACGUUUGUGCAUUAAAAAAAAAAAAGGAUAAGCCCUUCUUUCUGCAACAAAUCUAAUUUCGUAGAAACUAAUUGCAGACAGCCUAAUUCCCUCUAUAUUACCAUAGUUGUUAUUACAUAUCAGAUAUAUCAUAAACAUACGAAUACAAAGACAAUAUGUUGUAGAAUAUCUUGAAUGUACAAGUACAGUGUGAGCCAUGUUUUGUGACUUUUAUGAACAGGUAAACCGUGUCCAGGAGGGUGGUGUGAGACACGGAAUAGAACAUGUCUACAGCUUAUGAAGACGGGCCAAAGCCACAAGAAAUACAAAAGGAAAUGUGAACAUUUUGGCGGGACUUUGUUCAAUGGGACAAUACGACAGACGACACAGUAUAGCAACAGUAUGUAGAGCUAAUAUAUAUAUAUAUAUAUAUUUAUAUAUAUAUAUAUAUAUAUAUAUAUAAAUAUAUGUGGGGGGCAGAACGGUGUAAACUGAAUCAAUCCAAAUGGAUGGUGAUCCCAUCCUAGUGGGUGGGACGUGUUAUCAUUAGAACCCAUCUAAGAGAAGACAAACACUAAAUUUAAACCGAGUGCCUGAAUAAUCAAUAAAUUGUUCGUAACCUUAAAAAAAUAGACACCAAUAUCAUUAAAAAAUGUAUAUAUACAGUUUCCUCAGCUUCUUAUUAUGAAACUGAAGACAGUGGAGUCAGUUAAGCUCUGGAUAAAUAUAAACAAUCUCCAAUUGAACGAUGAAAAGACCGAGCUGAUCCCCAUUGCUACCGCCCAAGAGCAAAAAUCUGUAAGAACUACCCUUAGUCUCUCAGGUAUACAGAUUGAGUUUGCUCAAUAAAGUACGAAACCUUGGUGUCUUGUAUAGAACAUUAGCUAUGGAAAAUCACAUAAACAUGUUUUUCCAGGCGAUUUUUCUAGAGCUGCGCUGAAUUAGUCAUAUCGGAACCUUCUUAACGUUUGGGGCAAUAAAGAGACUGAUAUCUACAUUUAUGCUAUCACGCAUGGCCUACUGAAAUGCUAUCAUGGUGGGUCUUCCAGAUACCCUCCUGGAUAAAAUUCAAAAAGCACACAUUAAUGCGGCUCGUAUUGUUCUUAGAAAACACUUCUGAGAGAGUUGCACUGGCUGCCAGUCCUCGCUCACAUAGUGUACAAAAUUGCAACUCUGUGCUUACCUCAUUCCUCGAAAACUCUCGAUACAACGUGUUCGCCUUGAGACUUACGGAAGGCGAACUUUUGCAUUUCCGGGCCCAACAAUUUGGAAUACUCUUCCUGACGCUCUCAGAAAAAGCCAGAUACUGGAGUCUUUCAAAACCGAUUUGAAAACACAUCUAUUUCGCAAACAUUUUCUGGGGUGAUGUUGUAUACCAUAUUUUCCACCUGGCCAUUAUCUCCUAGAUGUAUAUUGCCUACAUUGUUUAUGUUUGUAAGGGAUGAAAGAAUUAGAAUGAGUAUUCUCGUAUGUAGUUUUUGUAAUGUUGCGAUUUGUAUUUUAAUGUAGUAUAAUAUAAUAGAAUUCUUUUCAUUUCCCUUUUAAUGUGGUUGACUUUGUACCGCGCUUCAAGCCUUUGUUGAUGAAGCGUUAUUUUCAAAUAAACUUUAUUAUUAUUACUAUUAUAUAUAUAUAUAUUUAAAUACAUAUAUAUAUAUAAUAUAUAUUAUAGGUUUAAUGUUUUGAACUUGCCUAGUUCUACUUAUGAAGAGGUAUUGAAAUAUAAUCAUACUUUUUUAAUAUUAAAAAAUUAUAGUUUUUUGUGAUUUUUUUCCCCAAAAGUAGGAUAUUUUAGUCGUCUUAUUUGAGUCAGCUUUAAAUUAAAAAAAAAAAAUAUAUAUAUAUAUAAUACAAGGAGAAAUAAAUUAAUAAAAAAAAAAUAAAUAUAAAUCUAAUUUAUUGGCUUUAUUAUGUUUCUUUGUUAAUUUGUUUUUAUUGUAAACAUAAAUAGAUAAUAUUUUUUUUAAUCUUUAAAAAAAGCAUUAUUUUUUCUAAGAAACUUUCAAAAAAAAAUUUUUUACAGUACAUUCAACCCUUUCAUUUUAACUUUGAAAAAGAAUGUAGCUACGAUUAUCGUACAAUGACUAUAUUUUCUUUAACUUCUUUAAUAUACUUGAAAAUUUUCAGACUCGUUGCUAAGUACAGAUAGAAAAGACCACAUAGAUGUAUACGAAGAUAAUGAAACGUGCAACGUCUACACGUGGGCCAAUCAUACAGGAAAAGACAUUGCAGACUUCACUGCAUCUUCUGACUUCCAUAUGGCCUGUCAGAUUCCAUAUUGGUGUAAGGCAUUUGGAAUUUUUUUUUUAUCUUAACAUGUUUUUGUUACAAUCACCUAAGUGUGCUAAAACGUCUCUUGUUUUAUCUCAUGAGAUGUGUUUAUCAAAGGCUAAUCAACAUAUUAUAUAUAUAUAUAUAUAUAUGUAUAUUAAAUAGAUUAUCAAUUUGAGCAAAUAUUAUAAAGAGAUGAUGAAAAAUAUUUAUUUUAUUAAUUUACAGAAUGAGACUAUAAUUCAAAAAUUAAUAGAUUCCUUAGCAAAACAAACAAUGGAAAUGCUUAACAACAAGUUUAACAAACUAUACACUACACAUGAUUGUUUUAUAUUUAAUUUGUUUGAGUAACAUGAUUACUACUCUGACUGAUAUUCCUUUUAAUUGCCUGAGAACUAAUCUGAAGCAAUUCGUUACUUUAGACGUAUUAAUGAGGCGUCUAAAGUCGUUUAUAGAUAAUAGGUACUGAUGUAUGUUAUUGUAAUCAUAAUAUUUUAUUGACUUUUAUCUUUAUGCAUUGAGGGGCUCAAAAGUUCACACAUCUAUAUAAAAUCGAUUUAUAAUGUCUAGUUUGAUUUUACCUUCAGCGGAAGUUACAGAAAAAACUCAGGGACAGAUGGACCCAGUCUUAUCGCCAGAGAGUUCAGAUGAUGAUGGAAUGAGCGUGUACGUGUCUGUUGGGGCUCCGCUUUUCAUUGUCCUCGUGGGAACUUUUAUCGGAGUCUUAUGUUAUAGAAGAAGAGGUAACAAAGCAAAAAAAAAAAAAAAAAAAAAAAAAAAAAAAAAAAAAAAAAAAAAAAAAAAAAAAAAAAAAAAAAAAAAAAAAAAUAAAACAAAAAGAAAAAAAACAAAAAAAAAAAAAAAAAAAAAAAAAAAAAGCAUUUAAAUAGUAGCUACUUUUACAGAUGUAGACAGAUGACAUACGUCACUCCAAGUGACCUUAUUUCGGUUAGGGCCAUUGGGGGCUGAAAAAAAAAAAAAAAGGGCCGCACGCCUUACUCGAAAGAAAAUUACUGGUUAACCCUACAUGCCCACGCUCCAUACAAAGAAAAAGAAAAAACAUCACGACACAUAUUAAAAGAAAUGCAAUCAACUUCAACAUAUGGAUGGUUAUUAAAUGAAAUUAUAUUGGAUUCUAUUAGCAAACUUUCCUUUACGGAGAGAACAAAAUAUUAAAUCGUUACAUUUGAUAACUUUUACAAGCAAUAAUCUAAAAUAAAAUGUACAUAUUUUAAGUAUACAUUAUUAAAGCUUUAAAAAAAGACAACAUCGUACAAUAGGUUGAAGCAGAUCUCUCGUAUAAUAUGGUUUUGAUUUAAGCCCAUGACAAGAUUAUGUUUGUAUCUAUUGCAAACUAGUUUAAUAGAUUUUAAUUUAAUUGAUCAAUUAUUACUCUAGAUCUAUACAUUUUUUUUAUGCUUUGGAUAUAUUUCAAUUUACAAUAGAUUUAUCGUAUGCUAAAAAAAAAUUGAAAACUCAUUAUUUAUUAGUAAAAUUUAAAAACAAUAUUCUAUAUAUUUAUUUUAUUUCCAAUAAUUUCUAAAUUUCGAUUUUUCUUUCCAGUUCAUUACAAAAGAUCAAAAAGUUUUAAGUCAAGGUGACCUCAACUUUUAUAAUUUUUUUACCCAUUUUUAUUUUAGAUUAUGCUGUAAAUAUAGAUACUAGUUUAAAACAAAAUUGAAAAUAAAUAAACAUAUAUUUAAGUACUUGAUUUAAAUAACCUUUGCCAAAUAAUUUUUAAUAUUUUUUUUUUCGUUUCAAUCUUACUUGAAGGUUGUUGGAAUCAUCGUCUACAACUGAUGCAGGUACUUUGUUUAUUCAAUAAAUUCCAUAAAAACAUCAAAUAAAGUUUUAAUAAGUAAAUAAAAAUAAAAAUCUCAUGUCGAUAUUUAGCACUUAAUUUUCAUAUGCUGAUGUUAAAAUGCAAUCAAUUUCUUUAAAACAAAGCGCAUUUCCAAUAAAAAAUAUUUUCAGCUUACUUUGAAAAAGCCGAUCGAGAGAGUAUUUAUCACACACUGGAAGAGGCUGCUGUAGCAACGAUCAGAGACACUGACGAUGGACACGAUUAUGAUCUGACAAUAGAUGAACCAGCCCUCGAGGAUUUCAAGUCACCUCAUAUUAAACGUGAAAGCAUUAAACCUCUUCCUCCGCCAAGAUCAUCAGAAAAGAACAAAUUGGGCACCCAAUGCUUUGACGUGUCUGUGUAUGAUGUGUGUGGUGUGCAGUGCAUUGCCCACCCUGUCAUGAACAUCGCUGAUUCAACUAGCCAUGAUAUCGUAAGCAUUCAGGAAGAAGAUAGUAACCGUAUAGAAAACGAUUUUGAUCUGCUAAACGGGGAUAAAGGCAACACUAUUUCAUUAGAAAAAACGUUAAGAAAUCAAAAUGACAACACAGGAAGCUCUGAAAAAAAUAAAUGCUCCAACGCAUCUAUUGAAAUUAAAAACGAUACAACUGACUACAGCACACCACUCUCAACCAAAGAGGAGCACCAGUACUCUGGUUAUGUCAAGGAAUCCAUGACAAAGGGAGAGGAUUCAUUACAGACGCUCAAAGCUACAAUGUCAUACACGAACAUGAUACACAAGGAAGACACAUGCCAGGAACUAGACAAUAAAACUCUGAGCAAUUCAACUAAACAUUUGAAAGAAAACCACACUCCACAAGCCAGUGGCAAGGAUAUCGAUUCCUCGAAAAAUGACAACAGCAAGUUGUUGAUGCUUGAUUUGGAAGACACUGAAGCAUACGAACGGUGUUACAGUUUGCCGUUUAAACGUAAUGAUGAUCAUAUCUAUAACUCUUUCUCAUGCGUUGACAGCAGCGGUAUUACUUCCAAUAAAGAAAACGAUCCCAAUGCAUGCGAUGUGCAGAAAGAGGAACAUACAAAGAAUCUAACAGACAGACGAAACGUUGAAUGUAAUUGUAAUAUCGGAAGCGAUGCGUUUGAAAAAUCUAGAGUAUCGUAUGUUGAUUUGACGGAUCAAGCUGACAAUGCUGACCAUGAAAAUUUUACUUCGUCAAUAUUAAGUAAAGAUUGUAUUAUGAGAGACCGUAAUUCUUACACAAGUACAGACGGCGCAGUCUUAAAAUGUAACGCUAAUGGUUUAGCAGGGGAGGUAAUUUCAUCAAAUGGAACGAAUGUUGAAGGCAAUGCGUACAAAGCACUAUUUGAUUCCGAAACAAAUCCUACAAUGCUUAAUGGAGACACAAUAGCAAAAGAACAAGAUGAUAUGAAUAAUGAGAACUGGUAUCUUCAAUUCGAUGGCGCACAGUGUGAGGAUGUCAGUCAAAUGAAACCAGGAUGUGAAAGCAAUGAAGAAUACAUGACAUGGGACGGUGGAGAUGUAAGCAUUGAUGAAGAAGUUCCAAGCAACAACACACAUGCCUUUGCUUUGAGUAGCGGAGAAGUUGCGUUUAAUAUGACCUCAAGAAAAGAUGAAACAUCCCGUAAUCAUUGCGUUGAAAAUAUCGAGGAGGGUAAUUCUGAAAUACAAGAAGCCAGCCUCGUUUAUUGGACACCUGAUGGCACCAAGAAAAGGGCUUUAGGGGAAGCUAACCCACCAUUGUCUGAUGAAUAUAGUGCGCCUUAUGACUUUCUAACAAAAUAUUGAAUAUCAGGUUCAAUGCCACGAAACUUUUUAUACAUUAAUUUUAGGGGAUAAAAAUACCAAGGAAAAAAAAAGCUUGACAAUGUCAAGGGCAAAAGAUUAAAAAACAAAGUAAUAGAUUAUUAGCAAUGUUUCUAUAGCGCUAAUUAAUAGAUACCGUCAAACAUGUCUCUUAAUGUGUAUGUAUCACAAUUGAAAAACGACUCUCAAAACAUAUAUUAGGUAGUCCGAUCAGCAGAUUGAAUAAUCUUGCAACAUUGAAACCUUGGGUAUCUUAGAUGUAACCAGACAAUUUUUGAGGUUGGCAGUCAUAUGAAGUUUGUGGUAUUUCCAUAAGAAACAUACUGUACCAUUAAAAGGUGAUGCUUAUUUCAUGAAACACUUUGUUCUCUUCAUUAUUGUCUUAUCAAACAUAUUUAAUAAGUAUAUGCUUUAUGUAAAAUAACGAAAAAAAUAUUACAGGAAAUGAAUAUUAUGCAUUUUGCUUUGUAUUUAUCCCUUUUUUUUGUAGCAUAUAUAUAUAUAUAUAUAUAUAUAUACAGUAUAUUUAAGACAUUAAAAUUAAAAUCCAUGCUUAGUUGGUUGAUGGUUGACCUUUUUGAAAGUUCAACAAAU
Molecule: messenger RNA, 10946 nt
Organism: Lymnaea stagnalis (great pond snail)
Lineage: Eukaryota; Metazoa; Mollusca; Gastropoda; Lymnaeidae
Source: the annotation of a GenBank genome assembly